AUGAGGGACCUUGUCAAAGAACAGCUACACCCGAAUAAACUUUCUGGUCUAUCUAUCGAUCUAUCUUUUCUAUCUAUCUAUCUAGCUAUCAUAUACUUUUCUUAUAUGCCUAUCUAUCAAUUUAUCCCAUUCUGUUCAUAUCUAUCUAUCUAUCUAUCUAUCUAUCUAUCUAUCUAUCUAUCUAUCUAUCUAUCUAUCUAUCUAUCUAUCUAUUCUGUUGCUCUCUCUCUUUCUCUCUCUCCCUAUCUAUCUAUCUAUCUAUCUAUCUGUCUCGGUAUGUUCAUCUAUCUAUCUAUCUAUCUAUCUAUUCUGUUGCUCUCUCUCUCUUUCUCUCUCUCUCUCUCUAUCUAUCUAUCUAUCUGUCUCGGUAUGUUCAUCUAUCUAUCUAUCUAUCUAUCUAUCUAUCUAUCUAUCUAUCUAUCUAUUCUGUUCAUCUCUCUCUCUCUUUCUCUAUCUAUCUAUCUAUCUCUCUCUCUAUCUAUCUAUCUACCUGUCUAUCUCGGUAUGUUCAUCUAUCUAUCUAUCUAUCUAUCUAUCUAUCUAUCUAUCUAUCUAUCUAUCUAA
This is a messenger RNA of Acanthosepion pharaonis, 564 nucleotides long. The record is from the annotation of a GenBank genome assembly. NCBI's taxonomy places the organism in Eukaryota, Metazoa, Mollusca, Cephalopoda, Sepiida, Sepiidae.